CAAGGUCAAGUCUUUGAGUUCAAACAUCAUUCCGUAGCCCUUGAUAUGAGAUUACUGAUUUGAUUUGUAUUUGGCGCUUCUGAUCACAUUUAAGCAACUCAUUGAGGUUUUGGUUCAAAGCUGUUGUUUUUCAAAUUUUUGUGCACAAUGAUUUGCUCUGUGAAACAAUCUGCUCUGGCGAUCAGAAGUUCUUCCUCUGAAGGUAUUUUCCAGGGAAAACAUUCAAACCCAGUUCAGAUGUCUUCGUUUUCACCUUCUCUUCCCAAGGCAAAGCUCCUGAAAUCUCUUGUUUCUGUGCAAAAACCUUUGUACCUUUCCUCUACUGGGAAAUUUGCUCCUGCGAAAUCCCAAAAACAACAGAGUUUGAUCACAUGUAAAGCGUACGAGGCAGAGCGAUCAGACAUUGAAACAAGCACACCAUCAGAGGCAGCUCAGAAGGUGAAAAUUGGGAUAUACUUUGCAACAUGGUGGGCUCUGAAUGUGGUUUUCAAUAUUUAUAACAAGAAGGUCCUCAAUGCAUAUCCCUACCCUUGGCUUACUUCCACUCUCUCACUUGCAUGUGGGUCUCUUAUGAUGUUGAUCUCUUGGGCCACAAAGAUAGCUGAGGCCCCUAAGACUGAUAUUGAGUUCUGGAAGACCUUGUUUCCUGUUGCUGUUGCACAUACAAUAGGACAUGUAGCAGCAACCGUUAGCAUGUCAAAAGUUGCAGUUUCAUUCACCCACAUCAUCAAGAGUGGUGAGCCAGCGUUUAGUGUGUUGGUUUCAAGGCUUCUUUUGGGGGAGACCUUCCCGGUGCCGGUCUAUCUGUCCUUGAUUCCAAUUAUUGGUGGAUGCGCUCUUGCUGCUGUGACUGAGCUAAAUUUCAAUAUGACUGGUUUCAUGGGUGCUAUGAUAUCGAAUUUGGCAUUUGUGUUUCGCAAUAUCUUUUCGAAGAGGGGCAUGAAGGGAAAGUCUGUCAGUGGAAUGAACUACUACGCUUGUUUGUCAAUGUUGUCUCUCUUGAUUCUCGUGCCAUUUGCAUUUGCUGUGGAGGGACCACAGAUGUGGGCAGCCGGAUGGCAAACAGCCCUCUCGCAAAUUGGACCCCAAUUCAUAUGGUGGAUGGCUGCUCAAAGUGUGUUCUAUCAUCUGUACAACCAGGUCUCAUACAUGUCUCUGGACGAGAUCUCCCCUUUGACGUUUAGCAUUGGCAACACCAUGAAACGUAUAUCGGUUAUAGUCUCUUCAAUCAUCAUCUUCCACACGCCAGUUCAACCCGUCAAUGCUUUUGGAGCUGCUAUCGCCAUCCUUGGAACCUUCUUGUAUUCACAGGCAAAACAAUAGUGUGGAGGAAUUGAACAGAAGGUAAAACCUGGUACAACCUUAUGCCCUUAUCAUCUCAGCCAAGGACAAGGAAGCUAAUUACAAGAGAUAUGUGACUGCUGGGUUUUUAUUUUUGAUUAGGAUGAUCUGGCUGCGUGGGCACUUGUACAUACUAAUAUUAAGCAAUAAUUCUGCUGAGGAAACUGUAUCAUUAUACAUUAUUAGUUAGUGGUUUUAGUCUGGUCUGUUUCAGACUUCCUAGAAGUUUAGAAAAUAAGAAAAAACAAAUGUUCUGGUUUCACAGUCCGAGCCUCCGAUGAUAAUCUCGAAACAUUUGUUUAUUAUAUGAGAAAGGUUUAAUAAUAAUUUUAAGAACUAUUUCUUGUGUUGAUGCA
Neltuma alba is the source of this 1697-nucleotide messenger RNA. Its product is annotated as glucose-6-phosphate/phosphate translocator 1, chloroplastic-like. The coding region runs from base 148 to 1323 and encodes 391 amino acids. Lineage: Eukaryota; Viridiplantae; Streptophyta; Magnoliopsida; Fabales; Fabaceae. The record is from RefSeq and is a predicted model, not a curated record. The transcript has 5 exons. Gene Ontology annotation, biological process: transmembrane transport. Gene Ontology annotation, molecular function: transmembrane transporter activity. Gene Ontology annotation, cellular component: membrane.